Cooperia oncophora is the source of this 1353-nucleotide messenger RNA. Lineage: Eukaryota; Metazoa; Nematoda; Chromadorea; Rhabditida; Trichostrongylidae. The record is from the annotation of a GenBank genome assembly.
AUGGCCGACAGCUCUGCGCAAUACCUGAAGAAGUCACCAGGAGCCCCUAGAAUCGGUGGACGUUCAGGACGUGCUGACUCAAUCAUUGAUCUGGCUCUUCGUGCCAUUAUUUCCUUCAAAUCUCGUGUGCAUAAGCACCGAGUAUUCGCGCAGAAGAAUCUGGCUGCUGAAUCGUCCAUUAAGUUGGACGUGCUAGACAGCAUUCCUCGUGAAUUUGUUGAACUGGAAGAUGAUCUGGAAAUGGCUGAUGAAGUUGAUGGGGAUGAAGAAGUUGGUGAGGAUCACGAUGAGCAUGAAACGCCGGUCAAAUCGACCGAAGGUGAAGGCACCGAAGCUGCUGAAGGUGACAAGGAUGAACAGAAUGGAGCUGAAGAUGGAGGUGAACCUAAGAAACCAAAGAAAAAAGAGUACGUCGACGAAGAUUUGGAAGCUCCCUUCGAAAUUAGCUGGGAAGGCGCCCCUGAAUUCCAGUGGAAAUUAUGUCCUACACCUUCCGACACUCGUCGACUGAUUAUGGAGAACGUUUUCUGGUCGGAUUUGCAGAACGUCUUCAUUUAUCGUGUGAUGUUGAAAGCGGAAACUGUCGAUAUCAGUUUUCCCAUGCGUUUUAACAUAGAGGGAUCGAAGCAGAUGUAUGGGAAAGUGACAAUGACGUUCCAAUGGAGUAUGCAAAUUAUGCACGAGGCUAUGCGCCACCUUAUCUACGUGCGUUGUCCUCUCGGUCGUCGAAUCAAGAUCUUUCUUCCACAGACAACGACUGCAAUGAAACUGAAGGAGGAGUUCGAAGGAAAACUCGGGCGCACUAUUCAACCGACUAAAAGAAUGCAUCAGCUGAUUGUGAAAGUCCUUCCAGAAAACUACGAGCUCACAUUGGAAACUGCUAAAGAGAUGUUUGCUCCCCUUGAACCAGUUGCAGUCGAGAAUGUUAAGGAUGACGCUGAGCAACCUUGCGCAGUAGUUACAAUGGCGAGCGCUGAGGACGCUAUCAAGGCGCAUUCAUCCACUUAUUUUGUGACAGUGAAAAGAGAGGGCGAAAAAGACGUGAGAUGUCAUGUGUUCCUUCGUGGAGGUGCGAUAAAUUUCCAUUUCUCUGAACUGUUCGCAAAAUUCAUCCUUUUAUUAGUUGAGGCACAUUUCGGAUCGUUGCUGACUCGUUGGGACAAAAAGAAGGGCGACACCACAAAAAAGUCUACGAAGCGCGCUGCUGCAGAGAAGUCUGGUUCGAGUUCGGCAAAGAGGCCUCGUGGUUCUUCUAUACGUGGUGUCGGUCCGCGAGGCUCUGCUCGUGGUUCUUCCCGUGGACGACCACCUUUCACGGGAAGAGGUGGCAGAGGUCAGCAAGAAUUUCAUUAA